AUGAAUAUUUCAAUAGAAAAGAAAAAAUCUGAUUGUGAUGCUUUGCCGAAAGGUUGGCAAAGAGAAGAAGUUGUGAGAAAAACCGGGCUCUCGGCUGGAAAAGUUGAUGUUUAUUACUAUAGUCCAACAGGUAAAAAGUGUCGCAGUAAAUCCGAGCUAGUACGUUAUCUUGGUGAUAGUGUGAACUUGUCAUAUUUUGACUAUCAGCAAGGUCAACUAAACACAAUGCUCCUAUGCAAGGUCAAGAAGCAAGCUCGGGCGCAGUAUGAAUACAACAGGGGUUUUCGUUCUGAUGCCUCACUUGUGCCUCCUAUAAGACAAACUGCGUCUAUAUUUAAGCAACCAGUAACUGUCUACAAAACACAGGAAAGCAAAGUCAAGACAGAUCUGAAACAAGGGACACAAGAAAAACCUAAGCAAUUAUUCUGGGAAAAACGUCUCGAAGGUUUAACUGCAUGUGAUGCCAAUGGUGUAAUAGGAACCACCUCACUGCCAAAGUACAUAAAACCCUUAGGUCCAUACACAUCAGAUGCAACAACUAUACAAUCACUCGCUACGGCUUUACAUGUGUCAUCUCAACCAAUUACAGGUCAGACGGGAUCCAAACAAACAAUCAUGGAGAAUCCAGGGGUUUUUUUAAAUCCGGAGCAGCCGUUGAUAGCUGCUGUGACUAUAACGAAGGAUGAUCUGCGUCGCCAGGAGGAGAGAGUUGAGAGGGCUCGGCUGAGACUGCAAGAAGCCUUGGCAACUGCAUAG
Molecule: messenger RNA, 756 nt
Organism: Danaus chrysippus (African queen)
Lineage: Eukaryota; Metazoa; Arthropoda; Insecta; Lepidoptera; Nymphalidae
Source: the annotation of a GenBank genome assembly